Lontra canadensis (Northern American river otter) is the source of this 2364-nucleotide messenger RNA. RefSeq names its product ADAMTS like 5 (gene ADAMTSL5). Gene Ontology annotation, biological process: extracellular matrix organization. The transcript has 13 exons. Gene Ontology annotation, cellular component: extracellular matrix. NCBI's taxonomy places the organism in Eukaryota, Metazoa, Chordata, Mammalia, Carnivora, Mustelidae. The coding region runs from base 348 to 1904 and encodes 518 amino acids. The record is from RefSeq and is a predicted model, not a curated record. Gene Ontology annotation, molecular function: metalloendopeptidase activity; protein binding.
GGCUUUCCAAGGUCACCGGGAUAUGGACGCUGGAACACCAGGCCGCAGCUCCGGGGGACCGGACCCCGCGCGGGGCAGUCCCCUGCCGUAGACCCGCGCCGAGGCGCACAACGGCCGCGCGGGGGCGCACGGGGCUACGGUCCCCUCGGACCCCAGCCUGGGCGCGCCCGGGGAAGCCGGGUGGGAGGGGCUGCCCCUGGCUCCCCCCCCCCCCGCCCCUGGCUCCCCCCGCCCCUCCCCGCGGGCCCCGCCGCUUCCGCUCGUCCUGGGGCCGCCCCGGGAACCAGGUCGUGUCGCCUGGGCUCUGCGUAGCCGGCCGCCCUUGGUGGGGCCCACAGCGUCUGCACAUGAGGUCACGAGUCGGCGACUGGACUGGGGCCAGAGACGAGAACAGAGGCCCAGAGAGGUUAAAUUAUUGCCCCAAAUCACACAGCCAGUUGGGGCAGAGCUGGGCUUCAGACUCUGGCCUGCUGGCGCCCCCACGGCAGCGCCCUCGGUGCCCCCCCACGCCCCGCCCCCUCCAGAACCUCCUUCUGCUGUGGACCUUCCUGAACUGUGGUUUAGGAGGCGGUGCUCAGGGUCCAGGUGAGUGGACCCCGUGGGGUUCCUGGAGUCGCUGUUCCAGCUCCUGCGGGCGGGGUCUCUCCGUGCGCAGCAGGCGCUGUGUCUGGUUCCCUGGGGAAGAGCCGUGCUGGGGAGACUCCCACGAGUACCGUCUCUGCCGUUUGCCAGACUGUCCCCUAGGGGCCACUCCCUUCCGAGACCUCCAGUGUGCCGUCUACAAUGGUCACCCUGUCCUUGGCAGCCAGAAGACUUACCAGUGGGUGCCCUUCUAUGGUGCUCCCAACCAGUGCGACCUCAACUGCCUGGCCGAGGGCCACGCCUUCUACCACAGCUUCGGCCGCGUCCUGGACGGCACGCCCUGCAGCCCGGGGACGCAGGGGCUCUGCGUGGCUGGCCGCUGCCUCAGCGCCGGCUGUGACGGUUUGCUGGGCUCGGACGCCCGCGAAGACCACUGCGGCCGCUGCGGCGGCGCCAAUGAGUCGUGCCUUCUGGUGCAGCGCGUGUUCCGAGACUCCGGUGCUUUCGCAGGGUACUGGAACGUGACCCUGAUCCCCGAGGGUGCCAGACACAUCCGUGUAGCCCACCGGAGCCGCAACCACCUGGCGCUGAUGGGGGGCGACGGGCGCUACGUGCUCAACGGGAACUGGGCGGUCAGCCCACCCGGGACCUACGAGGCGGCGGGCACCCAUGUGGUCUACACCCGCGAAGCAGGGCCAGAGGAGAUGCUGAGCGCGGCUGGGCCCACCUCCCAAGACCUGCUCCUGCAGGUCCUCCUGCAGGAGCCCAACCCCGGCAUCGAGUUCGAGUUCUGGCUCCCUCGGGAGCGCUACAGCCCCUUCCAGGCCCAGGCACAGGCCUUGGGCUGGUCUCUGCGGCAGCAGCAGCCUCAGGAGGUGGACGGGCAGCCCUCCAAGCUCCCAGCAGCCCCAGCUACCGCUGUCGCACAGAUCCCAACCGCCGCCCCAGACCCCUGCUCACCCUGCCCUGACACCCGAGGUCGCGCCCACCGGCUGCUCCACUAUUGCGGGAGUGACUUCGUGUUCAGGGCCCGAGUGCUGAGCCGCCAGCAUCAGGCCCAGGAGACCCGCUACGAGGUUCAAGUGCGGCUCAUCUACAAGAACCGCUCGCCGCUGCGAGCCCUCGAGUACGUGUGGGCCUUGGGUCGCUGCCCCUGCCCCCGGCUGGACCUCCACCGGGAGUACCUGCUGGCUGCCCAGCGCCUCAUCAGCCCAGACGGCACUCAGGACCGACUGCUGCUGCCCCACACGGGCUAUGCCCGCGCCUGGAGCCCCGCGGAGGACAGCCGUGUGCGCCUGGCCGCCCGCCACUGCCCCAGCUGAGCCCCUCGACAAGGCCCUGCCAUGUGCUGCAAGAAAGACACGCCGGACCAGGAAGCCAGGAGAUAUCUUACACCUUGAAACUGUGUGUCUGCUUUGAUUCCCUUUGCCUCACACUCACGUUCUUAGAGACACUGUCACAAACAAGCAAGGCCCAAAGGAAGACGUUGUAAUACAUGUUUCCCCUCCUGCCCUUGCUACCAGGAAGCUCGCUGCUGGUUAAUGACCUGACGCCCUGUGCUCUCUCUUCUCACGGACACACAUAGACUGCGUAUAGUCAAAGACGCUCUAACAAACAGGCCCAUCCCCAGAGGACAUGCCUGACGAAACUAUAAUGUCCCCACUUCCCGCUUUCCUGGCUACCAGCAAGGCCAGAGAUAAUCUUGAGGGCCUUAGUAGUUCUGGCUGGGUUUCUUUCUCUCCUUCCCUCUUUCUCUCUUAAAGCUUUUAUUUUAUUUUUUAA